UUGCAAACAUUUAGCGUUUUUAUAAUUUUAAGCUGUAAAACGGCGGCUAAAUCAACUGUUAGGAGUACCCAACGAUCACCUUCCACAAAAUACUCAGUGGUUAUAAAUUUCAGAGGCACCAUGUCGCAAGGCGGUGGCACACCAGCGGGAAGCAACGCGGCCGCACUUCAGGCAGCUGGCGGGGGCGUGGUCUUCAGCAAGGUCUUCAUUCAGCGCGAUUACAGCGUUGGCACCUCCGUCAAAUUUCACACGAGGCUUCCCACAGAACUGGAGGGUAUUAUUGAACGACACGUCUUCGAGUCUACUAUCAAUAGGCUAAACGAAUUUUAUGCCGAGGCGGAGGAGGGCUCCUGCGGCACCUACUGUGAAGGCUGUAUAGGCUGCAUCACAGCAUACUUGAUCUACAUGUGCUCCGAAACGCACUACGAGAAGACCCUUCGUAAGAUAUCCAAAUUUGUGGCUUCCCAGAAUGAGCGCAUUUACCAUCAAAAGGGACUGCAGCUUAUCGAUCCCACCUUCCGGGGUCUUCGCGUCAUAGAGAUUACAAUAUUCGAUCGUCCUGGGCGAACGUGACUUCCGCUUUCCCAUUCAGCCAAUGAGUUUUUCAUGUGAGAACAACCAACAUCAACCAUAGCAACCGCAUCAACGAGGAGAAGAAAGACCCGUUUCGAGAAUUAGAAAGCAAAAAGUCAAUGCCAUUGUACGUGUGUGUGUGUGUUUCCAAAUAUCCAAAAGCUGUGGAAUCAGCUAAAGCUUUAUAUUAUAUCAAGAUUUGUAUUGGCAGCGCAGCGGCCAGUUCGUGCUUUGGGGCAUGCGACUUAGUCAUGAGUAUGCUGGGGACGCGGACCCGUCUCUGCUGCAGCCACAUACGAUACGAUACCUUAAAUAACAAGAGUUAAUGGUUAGGUUAGCCGAGGCAGGGUUACAGCCAGUUAGAUAGUAUUUACGCGUUAGCAGGCAUUAGUCAUGUAAGUGAAAAGCUACUGAAUUGCAUUUUGAGCCCAAGGGAUAGUUGCAGCAUAUGUUACCAUUGUCUAACAGAUUGUUUGUUUUCUAAUUAAAUAUAGCUGUAGUAUCUUCUAACUCUUCGCUUGUCCUAACGUUGAAUAAGUGCGUUACAGCCGCAGAACAUGCAAAAAUAGUUAUAGUUAUAUAAAAGGAUCAUACGACUAAACGAUUUCAGACAGCGCCAAAUGAACUUAACCAUCAACAAGCGAAGAAUUGUUCUAUUUUAAUACAAUUCCGCAAUAUUGAUUAACAUAGUUGUCUAGCUUAUAAGGAAAUAUAUACAUAUU
This is a messenger RNA of Drosophila persimilis, 1295 nucleotides long. Its product is annotated as golgin subfamily A member 7. The coding region runs from base 121 to 573 and encodes 150 amino acids. Gene Ontology annotation, biological process: protein targeting to membrane; peptidyl-L-cysteine S-palmitoylation. Lineage: Eukaryota; Metazoa; Arthropoda; Insecta; Diptera; Drosophilidae. Gene Ontology annotation, cellular component: palmitoyltransferase complex. The transcript has 5 exons. The record is from RefSeq and is a predicted model, not a curated record.